Glycine soja is the source of this 435-nucleotide messenger RNA. RefSeq lists its product as uncharacterized. The transcript has a single exon. Bases 1 to 435 code for a protein of 144 amino acids. NCBI's taxonomy places the organism in Eukaryota, Viridiplantae, Streptophyta, Magnoliopsida, Fabales, Fabaceae. The record is from RefSeq and is a predicted model, not a curated record.
AUGGCAGCAGCUUUUAUGGCAGACAUUGCUGAGUUUCAAAUUCAACCAGCAAGCAGGGACCUUCUGCUAUGGGGGCUUGAUACUGGUGGACCAUAUUCCACAAAGGCAACUUAUAGCUUCUUGAAGGAUGGUGACAACCAGGUUACUGAAGAUAGUGACUUCAAGUCAAUCUGGAAUCUCAAAAUUCCACCUAGAGCAAGUGCUUUUUCUUGGAGAUUAUUCAAGAACCGAAUCCCUACCAAGGUUAACUUAAGGAGGAGACAUGUGGAGCUGCCUUCCUAUAACUGCCCGCUGUGCGAUGAGGAGGAGGAAACAGCUGGUCAUAUCCUAUACUCAUGUAUAAAAACUAGGACUCUUUGGUGGGAGACUAUGAGUUGGGUCAAUAGAGUGGGUCCUUUUUCCACUGAGCCUAGAGAUCAUUUUAAGCAAUUCUGA